Molecule: messenger RNA, 1417 nt
Organism: Musa acuminata AAA Group (dessert banana)
Lineage: Eukaryota; Viridiplantae; Streptophyta; Magnoliopsida; Zingiberales; Musaceae
Exons: 4
Coding region: 659-1162 (167 amino acids)
Source: RefSeq, a predicted model, not a curated record
CCGUCUAUUUUAUCUCUCCGGCCGCCGCCUCCGUCUGCGCCUACCUCUUUUCCCAUUCCCGCUGGAACCCUUUCGUCGUCGUCGCACGAGAUCCUACGGGUGGCGUCCGCAUCCGCUAUUAAACCUCCUCAGUCAUUGUGGAAUCAGUCCUCUCUUCCUUGUGGAUAAGUAUAGCCCGGCUUGUAUGAUUCCCUAAUUCGUUUAUUAGAUUAGAUCGUGCAAGCUAGAGCCCGGUAAGUGUUGGAUCGUGUUUUAUACCAAAUAAUAUUUCUUAGCACUGGAUCUUUAUCUUUUAUUUCAGAUUCAACAUGGGGUAUCAUCGAUAGGGAUCUUUGUUGCGAACAAGGAAAAAGUAGUUGACCUAGAACUUCUAAUGAGACCCUUUAUGUGUUGCAGAGGUAUAUACGGUCCGAGGAUAUGGAUAAAUUGUUUCAAUUUGGAAGAAAGGCUUGGUUUCUGGUGAGAGUCCUCUCAGGGUAUGAAGAAAGAAGAAUCCGAGCAUAUAGAUUGCACCUCCAAAAGCGAAUCGAGCAGGAAUGAUCAGAUUUUGCAUGUUUACGUUUUAGGUUGUGCUUUGGCAAGUUUGGCAGGUGUACGCAUGUCAUCACUGCCAGGUUAAAAUCAUCUUGAUUUAAGCACAGCUGCAUAGGAGACCAAUAUGGCGGCCUGUCAAUUAAGUGAUACAAGUAUUUGGCUUACCAAACCUACAUAUAUCCAAAUUUCAAGUUUCACGGUGGACUUAGACUUGUACUGGUUUCCCAAAUAUCCAUCGCAUUCACAGAUUCUCAGUGAUUUUCUGCUCAAGAAAUGGCUGAUGGCGCAAGCUAGGAAGGCAGAUCUGAGAACAAUUCCAGAGCAGGUCAUCCUGUCAGAAGUUCGGCGCAUGGUUGAGCAGAUGCAAGCACUCAAUCGUCAGCUGGUAGAAACUGAAGCCACGAUAGAAGAGUACUUCAAACCAAUUGACAAGAGUGCGGAGAUCAUCAUGAAUAUGCAACUUCAGAAAGACGAAAUGCAAGCCAAAGAAAUGUUGAAGGUAAUGCAGGAGCAGGCGAUGAUACAGAGAGAAAUGGCACAGAAGAAACUCGAAGUCAACAGUACUAAUGUCAGCCAACCUGCACCAGAAAAGGAAUCUAUGCCUUCAAACCAAGAACAUCUCAAGUAAUCCUAUACCAUUUUCAGCACAAACUGUGGCUUAAAUCAGUGGCAUGUUUGCUGUUGCUGAUUUGGUUGAUCAAUAAUACGUUAAUGCCUGUGUGAGAAACUGCACACAGCCAUACAACAUUUGAUGUCAUUGUAUCAAUUUUGGCUGUUGCUGAGCAGUAAGUAGCAUGUCCAAAAAAAAAUUGUCGACCCUUGUGAGCACUUGGAAGAACGAGGAAAUCUGAUCUCUAAAAGAAUUGCUGGCUUGUUAAGCAAA